AUGUGUGCUUCGUUCGACGAUUGUCACCGGAGUCGUUCGCCAUUAUUGCCAACUUCUCUCAACGUGCCCAUCAUUGACAACAUCUUUGGAUUUGCCGCUUUUAUCUCUGAUUCUUUUGUUUACAUUUCGAAGAUCCUUUUGGCAGUGAAUCGCUUUUUUGCGAUAGCUUUUGGUGGCAACUUUUUCAUCUACAUUGAAAAAGCCUAUUUAGUGCAAUACUUGAUCCUUUUUGGUUAUCCUAUGCUGGUCUCUUGGCCGAUGUUCUUUUCGGGUUAUCGAGUGACGUGGGCCAAUUGGAACAAUUACUACUCCAUGGAAAAUGGGCUCUUUUCGGAACUAUAUCUCCAGGCCACUCAAGUGUACGCGGGCUAUGUGGUGAUUGGGGUUUGCACGGUGCUCGACUCGCUCACUUACUCGUUGAUUCGACAACGACGCAGGAAAUAUCACACGACGCGGAUGAGUGUGGAGCAACUUCGCUUGCGAAAAGACCACAUUUUAAUCACACAAAUGUUGUGCAAUAAUUUGACGGUGAUCCUCGAAAUAGGAGCCGUCACUGUGAUCCUGGCGCUUGCCCAGCCAUCGAAUAUGCUUUUGUUCAUGUGCUGGACGGUCUCCUGGAUGAUUGCUAGCGGCGUGGAAGGUCUCCUCUUCGUCAUAUUCUUUCGCGAGCAUCAUCCGUGUCGCACCAAAUCACCGGUGUUGUUUUUGUCGACCGCC
Molecule: messenger RNA, 717 nt
Organism: Mesorhabditis belari
Lineage: Eukaryota; Metazoa; Nematoda; Chromadorea; Rhabditida; Rhabditidae
Source: the annotation of a GenBank genome assembly